AUUGAGCUCUAUGCGAGCUGCAGCUCGAAAGAUUUGAAGAUGCACGGAACGAUGCAGAAGACGCGCUAAAUCUUGACGGGAAGAAUUUAAAAAACUACCGCAUCCUGUCAGAUGCUCUGACGAAACUCGAGCUCCUGGAAGAAGCGUUGGGAGUGUGCCAGCGCGGCUUAGAAGUUGAUCCGCGAAAUGGAGAACUCCUGAUUCGGCAGCGCGAUAUACAGGCGCUAUUUGUUGCUCGUAAAAAUGAUCGACACCCGCGACGAAAUCCGAAGGAAGUGAUGGAGAAAGGAAAUGAAAUGGUUUUCGACGCAGACUGGAAGGAUUUCAUGAAAAAAGAAGCUGAACUGAAUCCGGAUCCUAGAGAUGUUCGUGUGUUAAGCGACGGAGAAUUCAACCAAUAUGGGAAGCUUGUAUCCUUUCUACGCGACGCACACAGCUAUUACCAUGGAGCACGUGGACGUCCAAGGGACCAUAAGCGGGCGUUCCAGCUUUACAAGGAAGCUGCUGACUUGGGAAGCGCUGAAGGCCAGUAUAAUUUGGGGCUUAUGUACGCCAACGGAGAAGGAACAAAUACGGAUUACGCCCUUAUGCUACGAUACUUCAAGCUCGCUGCAGACCAGAAGCCUUUUGUGAAAUGGAAAGGAUAUUACACGCAUGACUUGGGCGUGGCGGAAGCAGAAAAUGCUUUGGGCAACGCCUACCGGGAUGGAAGAGGUGUUGACAUAGACAUGUCUGCAGCGUUUGCGCACUACACAAAAGCGGCCAGUUGGGACCAACCGGAAGCACAAAAUAACAUGGGGUUCUGUCUGCGGAACGGACUCGGUGUCGCGCAAAAUCCUGAGUUCGCCCGGAACUGGUUCCAGCGCGCAGCCAAACACGGCAUUGCGGAAGCACAGAUGAACUACGCAGAAAUGCUGGAAAACGGUGCGGGUGGGCCACGCGACGAAAGCACCGCGUUCGAGUAUUUUGAGAAGGCCGCAAAGCAAGGAAUGCCUGGCGCACUUGAAGCCUUGCACCAGAUGUCCAUGAAUGGGUCAGCCAACCAAACCCAGAAAGCUGCCGUCAGCGACUUAAUACAAAGCUCGACAGAUAAAAAGGAUGUUAACGCACUGUACUUUAAAGGAAGCAGGAAAAAUGAACUGCGUGAAUAUGACGAAGCGGUCGCCAUCUGGAGAGAAGCUGCCGACCUGGGGCAUUUGAAGUCGCAAAUCGCGUUAUGGAAAAUACUUUUAAACAAGUUGUACAGAAACACCGAUGCGUUUUUCUACUGCACCAAAGCGAGCGAAGCUGGUGACGUUGAAUCACAGAUUACUCUUGCUACACUUUAUGCAAAAGGCAUUGGUUGCGCCCACGAUGCUAAUGCAGCUAGAAGAUGGCUUCAACGCGUAAUGCACCGGAUUCCAAAGGGCUCGACCAACGCCAUUUCUAAGGAAGAAUUCGAGAAAAAUGUUGAAAUAGGUGCAAAAGUGUGCGCAUACGAGGCAAAGAAUGCCUUGAUUAGUGAACGCAUACGGUGGGAGGACAGGUUCCACCGCUAUCUUCUGGGCGAGCAUAGUUCAAAGCUAGACCCGAAACAAAAGAACCAGGCAGCUCAAUACUUUCAGAGUAUGCGGAAACUACGCGAACGACCGGAUCCGCUGCCCUUUGCCAUGGGCGCCCGCUUCCAUGAGGACGAUAUGUAUGCCGUUAUAAUUGCCGCUGAAUCCGGCUCAACCGUUGCGCAGAAUGUAGUCAAAGCCAGGAUGAUCACUGUGGAGGCUCUGCAGGCGUGGGAAAUUGGGAAUUACGAACGAGCCUUCUCGCUACUACGAAAUUCGCAGCGCUAUCACGACAUUGUGGAAUUUCAUGAUCCUGAAAUGGUGGCGUACAUUGAGGACAAUGCUAUUAAUACCGCGGAUGCCAUGUUCGUCCGAGCCUGUCACUUUGGUAACGAUAUUCAAGGCGCUCUGUCUUAUGUAACGCGCUGCAUCCGUCUGCAUCCCAUGGAAGCCGAUUUUCAUCAACUUCUAUCGCACCUAUAUGGCUUUGCUGGCCGUUACGACGACUCACUGAGAAGUGCACAACGCAGUUACGAAUUGGAAAAGCGACCCAACUGGCUCUACACGAUUGCUACGGCGAUGCGGAUGAGUUUGAAACCCUCGAGUAAAGCAUCAAAAGCUGCGAUAUCGACGAAAGAAAGGGAAAACGUGAUCAAGGCUUAUCAGCAAUACUUGGAUGAGAAUGCUAGUGAAGACCGUAAGGUUCCUGCAGCUUUAUUCUCUAUGGCUGCCUUGCAUUUAAGAAUUAACGAGUCCAACAAUGUGGCGACAGUGAAAGAAUACUACAAAAGAGCGUGCGAUGCGGACGCACGUCGUUUGCCAUGUUUUGCAGCUGUCGAUGAGGGCUUUCCCUGUCGGCAUAUUGUCAAGAUGUUUCUUGACUUAUUCGAUAGUGAGGAUCAGAAAAAGCGUUCCCUUGACACCAAAGCCGGAGACAAGCUGUUACUGAUGGUCUGUCGUACCUGCGGCGACGCAAGUCCUCGCUACAAAUGCGUCCGAUGUCACAAGGCGGCGUACUGCAGCAAAGCGUGCCAGGUUAAAAAUUGGCGCGAACAUAAACAAACGUGUGCCUCUUCGCAAAUUUAAAAUGAACGUUGGAAGAAAGAUAAACAUUUCAUCAUAUCUCUGUAUCUGUACACGCAUGCGGUUAGUUGAAAGGGCGGAACAUCGGGCGUUUAUUUGCGAAAAAUUUCGUAAAGUACUACAAACCAUCGAGCAAGCCCGUAAAUGUCAUAUGACGUACUAA
Messenger RNA from Paramacrobiotus metropolitanus, 2784 nucleotides. RefSeq lists its product as uncharacterized. Bases 279 to 2624 code for a protein of 781 amino acids. Lineage: Eukaryota; Metazoa; Tardigrada; Eutardigrada; Parachela; Macrobiotidae. The record is from RefSeq and is a predicted model, not a curated record. The transcript has 4 exons. Gene Ontology annotation, molecular function: protein binding.